This is a messenger RNA of Actinia tenebrosa (Australian red waratah sea anemone), 1307 nucleotides long. RefSeq lists its product as uncharacterized. NCBI's taxonomy places the organism in Eukaryota, Metazoa, Cnidaria, Anthozoa, Actiniaria, Actiniidae. The record is from RefSeq and is a predicted model, not a curated record.
GUUUCAUUGUCUUUCGAAUUAUCCAGACACUAUUGUGAUUGUAAUAAGGUUGGCAGGGUAUUUAUUUAUGAAACUGAGACCGACUUAGCCACUUCAGUCCACACAUUCUCGAUUCCGAAGUCAAGAGUCACUAUCUACCUGGAUAUAUUUUAUCGAGAAGCAUGUUUCCUUUAAUCUCGGUGCUGUGGUUCGUGUGCUUAAGCUCAACAUCUGGUGAUACGUUUAUGGGAAAGCUUUUUUCUAAAGGAUCAAAUGGUUCACCCACUUCGCUUACUAACAGCGCAAUAGCGAUGUGGAUGCAGCGAAGUGGCUUAGCAAGACGAGUCUGUCAGAGGGGGAUAUCAGUACAUACGUACGACUCUAGCGUUUCUGCAAGAAGUGCGUCAGUUGUGACAGGACAAUGUGAAAUCCAGUUUAUAAAGUCAAGUGCUGGAGUUCCUCUGAGCCCAGAUCAAAAGCCAUGCCCUGGCAUGCAAGCCUGCGUUCCUACCAUGUCAGAGAUUAUCAACCUCAGAACCACCAAUGGCAUCAGUGACGUCACGAGUGCAAUCAACUGCGCGUGCGCACCGAAGAUUUCAGGUUGCCAUCGUCGAAGAAGACUACGUGUUUUCUACCGAAAUACAAAAUUCGAACGAGUAGUUGACGUCGGGGAAUGUGCGGGAAACUGUGGACAGAAUAGAUGCCAACCGCUGGCCAUAAAAACCGUCGCCAUCAAGAGUCCAAAUGGUCGCAAAAGUGUUGAGGUUGUUGAGAAGUGUGGAUGUGCACAUUCGUGCUACAGAAUCUCGUACAAAAAGGCUUACCAAGUGUUGACAAAGAAACAAAAGAGUAACGCAACGGAAACUAAGGUUAUUGAUAUCGGCACCUGUUCAAGCUCAUCAGUUUGCACCGGCCACGUACAAGGAAAAUGUUUGUACUGGGCCAAACCAGUUGUCACAAGCCAACAAACCUCGCCAUUCUCAGUCUCUAGUUCAUCCGAGAAAGUUUGCCUACUGCGCACAAAGGGUAGACCACGUGGGUGUUACGCUGAAAAGACCCGAGUUAUAACACUAAACACGCUGCAAGAGCCCAAUAUGAAAGUAACUGUUAUCGACUCCUGCACAUGCUCAUGAGGAAGCACACGUUGUCUAACAACGAGCUCUGGAAUGUAAUAUCUAGUUUGUUGAAAAACUACGACGAAAAUAACGACUCAAAUCAUAGUUAUUUUGUGGGUUUGUCUUUUCUUUUCCUUUCCUUUUUUUUCUUUUCUGUUUAAUUUAUGGUAAAAUAUAUAUUAACUAAAAAAUAUUCACCUAGAGAUCACUAAA